Messenger RNA from Acomys russatus (golden spiny mouse), 156 nucleotides. RefSeq names its product 60S ribosomal protein L39-like. The transcript has a single exon. Gene Ontology annotation, molecular function: structural constituent of ribosome. Bases 1 to 156 code for a protein of 51 amino acids. Gene Ontology annotation, biological process: translation. Lineage: Eukaryota; Metazoa; Chordata; Mammalia; Rodentia; Muridae. The record is from RefSeq and is a predicted model, not a curated record. Gene Ontology annotation, cellular component: cytosolic large ribosomal subunit; ribosome.
AUGUCUUCCCACAAGACUUCCAGAAUCAAGCCAUUCCUGGCCAAGAAACAAAAGCAGAAGUGUCCUAUUCCUCAAUGGAUUCAGAUGAAAACUGGCAACAAGACCAGGUACAACUCCAAGAGAAGACACUGGAGGAGGGUGAAGCUGGGAUUCUAA